AUGGCGGUGAUGGAUGUCGGUCGGAAGGCCAAGAGAUCUAGGCGUAGCAACAAAAACUCCGCUCAUCUCUACCGUUUCGCCACCUUCCCGGCGGAAGAGAUGAGAAGCGGCACGUCUACCUUGCAGCCGUUCCGCGAUGGAGUGAUAUCUUUCCUCGCGAGCCACGCCCGUGUCACUCUCCCUACCUCCACGCUCUUCUCCAGCUUGAGGACUUGGCAGAUCCUUCUCAGACAUGGCGAUUCGACUGACGGUUCAGAUCUCUCUUCCAGACUCAUCUCCGUCGACGUUGUGGAGGAGGAUGUUACCAGAUCCUCUAGAUCCGUUUACUGUGACCACUGCCGAGUCGUUGGUUGGAGUAGCCAUCCAGUGUGUAAAAAGAGGUACCACUUCCUCAUAAGAUCAGGAGGAGACAGCAAGAGCCUCAACACUGGGAUGGAAAAGGCUUGCACGAGGUGUGGUUAUACUCAGAACUUGUCCGAAGGCAGCAGUUGCAAGUGGUGCAACUUGGCUCUGGACACAGAGGACUGGGUUUACUCUCAGCUGGAGGCCAACACUCAUCUUCUUCAUGGCGUUAUUCACUCCAACGGCUAUGCACAUCUCUUGUCUCUCAACGGUAGAGAAGGUGGCUCUGGUUUCUUGACUGGCCGUUCCAUUAUGGACUUCUGGGACAGGCUUUGCUCCUCCCUUGCUGUUAGGAAGGCUAGUGUGAUGGAUGUGUCCAGGAAGUAUGGAAUGGACUACCGAUUGCUUCAUGGAGUGACUAGAGGCUGUUCGUGGUACAAUGAGUGGGGUUAUGAACUCAAUUCUGGGAGUUACGCACUCACAAGAGAAGCCUACCAGAGUGCUGUGACUACUUUAUCUGCGAUGCCUCUCUCUGAGUUCAUGUUCCAAGGGAGGAAGCCAAGAACUCAGCUACACUCCAUUCUCGGCUUCUACCAGUCACUCUCCUGUUCGGAGCUUGUGACUCUAAGAGACCUAUUCUCUUUUCUGCUACAAUUGAUUCGCGAGAGGCAAGCGAAACCCACAACGGAUGUGCUUUGUGCUUGGAGUAGAAGUGAUGUAGAACGUGUACAGCAAACCAUGGUUAAGAUAUUAAAAGCUGCAGGAGGAGCUCACUGGGUUAAAAGGUGGGCUCUCAAAAGGUCUAUUUGCAAAACAGGCUCCCCACAGCUGAUUGAUUAUUGUCUCAAGCAUUUCGGAGGCGUUUUGGCGGAUGAUGGAUCUCGAGUAGUCUGUUCUCGUUGCAAGCCUGCCUCAAACGACUUUGAGUAUAGGCUUGAACCUGUCAACAAUGUGCACCGCUUGUCAAAUCAAGACAUUAAUUAUGCAUCGGAGGAGCAAAUCAAAUGCGACUUAAGAUAUCUACAUGACACGUUAUUGCAACCACAAACCAAGGCCGAGUUUAGGUCUCAAGCUACUAGUGAUAAAUUGAUUGAUGCAGCCACAAAGAUACUUGACUGUAAGCAUUUCAUAAAAGAUUAUUCGUCUAGCCCAGUUAAUCCCUUUGCAAUCUACCUUUGGUGCCAUGUCGAGCUUUCUGACGAGUCCAAUGAAUGCCCAUGCCCACCACCUGAGCUGUUGGUAUUUCCACUGAACGCUACUGUAUCUGACCUGAAAAAAGAAGCUGCCAAAGCAUUUCAGGAAGUGUACGCAAUGUUCAAGAGGUUUGAAGUGGAGGAGCUCCUAGGUUACGGCUCUAUGGAUGACUCCGUUACCCUGAAGUUUUUAAUAUGCACAAAUGGAGUCAUAAGGGUCAAAGGGAGAUGCUCAUCUAAACAUGAGCUCCUCCAAUACCGCAUGGAGAGAGGAGUAGAGAACUGGGAAGUUGAUUGCAAGUGUGGCGCAAAGGAUGAUGAUGGUGAGAGGAUGUUGGCCUGUGAUUUGUGUGGUGUGUGGCACCAUACUAGAUGUGCUGGGAUUGAAAAUGCCGAUGCGCUACCUUCCAUGUUCCAUUGUUUCAGAUGCAUUGAACCGUACAGUAAGAGACCAAAGCAAUCUGUUAAUGAGCAUGGCACUAGUAAAGUGGCCCUAACUGGGUUUGUUUGUAGAGGUGAGUCAGCUGCAAUGGGCAGUGGGUCUAAUUUAUCUUUAACACUUAGUGUAGGCUGUCUGUAUUUAUGUAAAUAG
This is a messenger RNA of Eruca vesicaria subsp. sativa (arugula), 2127 nucleotides long. Lineage: Eukaryota; Viridiplantae; Streptophyta; Magnoliopsida; Brassicales; Brassicaceae. The record is from the annotation of a GenBank genome assembly.